AUGGCGGCCUUCCGUGACAUGGAGGAAGUGAGCCAGGGGCUGCUGAGCCUGCUGGGUGCCAACCGCGCCGAGGCGCAGCAACGGCGGCUGCUGAGGCGCCACGAGCAGGUGGUGGAGCGGCUGCUGGAGACGCAAGACGGUGCCGAACAGCGGCUGCGAGAGGUCCUCACUGCGGAGAAGGAGGUGGCCCAGAGCCUCCUUAACGCGAAGGACCAGGCACACCAGGGCGGCGUUGAGUUGCAGCAGCUUGAAGUGGAGCUUCAGAGGGCCAGCGAGGAAGACGCCCGCCUGAAGGCCAGCCUCCUAUAUCCUUUCCUGUGUCUCAGCAGAGAGCUGGAGGAGCUCAAGGAGAUCGAGGCCGAUCUCGAAAGACAAGAGAGGGAGGUUGACGAAGACACGACAGUCACCAUCCCUUCAGCCGUGUAUGUGGCUCAACUUUAUCGCCGAAUUAGUAAAAUUGAGUGGGAUUAUGAAUGUGAGCCGGGGAUGAUCAAAGGCAUCCAUCAUGGCCCCAGCGUUGCUCAGCCCAUCCACCUGGACAGCACCCAGCUCUCCAAGAAAUUCAUCAGCGACUAUCUCUGGAGCUUGGUGGACACGGAGUGGUAGCCAGGAGCCUCUGGGGCUGCAUCGUACAGUCCCACACAGUGGGAAUCAGCCCGUGGUGGGUGGUCAGUGCCUCAGUGGUGAGAUCAGCUUAAAAUUAAAUGUUUAUACGUAAAGGAGUUUUUUUUACUGGCUUUCUUCCCCCGUUCCCCCCUCUUGACUUUGGCCUCAAAUGCUGGAGUAGGUAACCAAAGAAAACUGACUUAACUGUGCCAGGCCUGUGA
Molecule: messenger RNA, 827 nt
Organism: Kogia breviceps (pygmy sperm whale)
Lineage: Eukaryota; Metazoa; Chordata; Mammalia; Artiodactyla; Physeteridae
Source: RefSeq, a predicted model, not a curated record